UGCGACUUUAAGAGUGCGUAGGAUCUGAGUCCCUGACUGUGUUUCUGCUCUUCUCUGGACGCGCAGCUUCUCUUUUUUCCUGACGGAUAGAAAUUUGGACUGACUGAAGGAAUUAACCCAGACAAGUUCCAGUGUUUCUACAAGAGAACCCGGCUCGUUUUGGUCUUUUUCUACUUCUUUUUAUCCCGGUGCUUCAACGGACCGAACAUGUACCGCGUGCGGGCGUUGACAGCAGUGACGAUCGGGAUGGUGCAGCGUUCACGGCGCGUGCACAGCGGCAGCACGCGCUCUCCUCAGUAUCGCCGGCUGCUGCUGGCAGCUCUCGCAGGAGCGACGGGCAUCUCCGCGACCACAGGACUCCUCUGGACGAAGGCUUAUGCCGAACCAGCUUCAUCCGUCAAGCUCGAGGAAGAGCUGCGUGAGGACGCCGCAUCCAAAGACGUAAACGCAGAGUCAGACGGUAUGGUGGAGUCUGACAGCAGCGACGACGAGGGCGAGGAAGGCGAGAGCUCGGAGGGCAAGAAGAAGAAACAACGAGUCGGAUUUCGUGACCGUAAGGUGAUGGAGUACGAAAACCGUAUCCGAGCCUACUCGACCCCCGACAAGAUCUUCCGCUACUUCUCCACACUGAAGAUCAUCAGCGAGCAAGGAGACACCGAGGUGUACAUGACGCCGCAGGACUUCAUUCGCUCUAUCACGCCUAACGAGAAGCAGCCAGAGAAUCUCGGUCUGGAUCAGUUUGUGGUGAAACGCUAUGAUGGAAAGGACUUCUGGCAGCAGACGGAGAAGAUUUCUCAAGAGCGGGAGAAGUUUGCGGACGAGGACAGCAUCUUUUAUUCGCUCGGCGAGUGCGGCCUCAUCUCCUUCUCCGACUACAUAUUCCUCACCACCGUUCUCUCCACUCCACAGAGAAACUUCGAGAUCGCCUUCAAGAUGUUUGAUUUAAACGGGGAUGGAGAGGUGGACCUAGAGGAGUUUGAGCAGGUACAGAGUAUAAUCCGUUCUCAGACCAGCAUGGGUAUGCGGCACAGGGAUCGCUCCACCACGGGAAACACUCUGAGGACAGCUGGCUGCAGUUCCGCUCUCACCACCUACUUCUUUGGGGCCGACCUGAAGGGCAAACUCACCAUCGGCAGUUUCCUGGAGUUCCAGAGGAAACUACAGCACGAUGUACUGAAGCUUGAGUUUGAGAGGAAUGACCCAGUGGAUGGCAGGAUCACAGAGAGGCAGUUCGGGGGCAUGCUGCUCGCUUACAGCGGUGUUCAGUCCCGCAAACUCAAACAGAUGCAAAAAGGCCUGAAGAAGAUGUUCAAAGACGCGCAGGGAAUCACGUUUGAAGAAGUGGAGAAUUUUUUCACGUUUCUGAAAAACGUGAAUGACGUGGACACCGCACUGAGUUUUUACCACAUGGCGGGUGCAUCUAUAGACAAAGCCACAAUGAAGCAAGUGGCUCGCACUGUAGCCAAGGUGGAGCUGUCGGACCACGUGUGCGACGUUGUGUUCGCCUUAUUUGAUUGCGACGGUAACGGCGAGCUGAGCAACAAGGAGUUUAUAGCCAUCAUGAAGCAGAGGCUGAUGCGGGGGCUCGAGAAGCCCAAGGACAUGGGCUUCACCCGCUUGGUGCGCGCUAUGUGGAAGUGUGCGCAGGACACAGCGUGGGACUUCGCCAUGCCUAAACAGCAGUAACAGGGUGGAAAAAAGAGAGAGAGAGAGGAAGGGGGUUAAAAGAAAAAAAAGAGAGAGACAGACAGAAAGCAGCAUCGUCUGCAGCCAACUAAAUUACAAAAUGAACCUAAGAUGGCAUGUAAUAAAUCGUGCACAUGCUGUAGUGGACAGUGCCGCUGCAUGAGGUAACUGCUGUGAGAGAGAAUAACACAUUAGCCACUUUCUCUGGCACAUCUGUAGCAUAUGUGCAAAUAUCACAGGCAAGAAUUUCAACACGUUUUUCAAUACUGCAAAAAAAAUAAUUCUAUUUAAUAAUAAUUUAUAAUACAUUUUUAGAUCAUUAUAUAUGCCAAAUAUAUUAUUGUUCGCCAGAGGUGUGGUGGUCAGUAGACACAGGGUACAAACCUGACCUUCAUGUGUCCUCCUCUCCACAAACCAAUUGAGCAUGAGGGUUUCCUCUGGUUUCCUCCUUGGUAAAACAGAUAUAAGUAAAUUGGCAACUAUAAAUGCAUUGGGAUUUCGGCCACUGGUCUCAGGAUGGCCAUUGGAUUUCCAAUGUGGGUCUGUUUCUGUAUAGAUACCAGUGUAAAUACAAGUAACAAUAGUUUUUACAUUUUUUGUGUUUUCCUCCUCAAGAAUACGAAAUAAGAACACGCUCAUCGUUCAUUGCAGCCGAGCGCAAGAGUAGUAUUAUUGAACUCGGGUUAAACCUUAAAGGUGAAUAUUUUCAACCAGUGUUGAUUCAGUAACUACUGGAUCAAGGUUGAGCUUUUUUUUUUUGUAAGCAGGUUUCGGUUCUUUCCCCAUGACAUGUGCUUCAGAUGUGUUGGAUACAUACUAGGUGGAAAAUGCUGGAGUUCUACUGAGGGGAUUGUGGUAUUCUUGACAUCCACAAAAAAAAAAAAAAGAACGAAGGCCUUUUGUACAUUUUGCCUUCUUACACAAAAAAAAAAAAAGUGCUUUUAAGGUCUGUUUUGAAACCAGACCUCUUCCACAUUCAGCAUUAUCACUGAGAUACCCUCUUGUUUUUCUCUCUCUCUCUCUCUCUCUAUAUAUAUAUAUAUCUAUCUAUCUAUCUAUAGAGAGAGAGAGAGAGAGAGAGAGAGAGAGAGAGAGGAGGCUAUGAAUGUAAGAAAAGCCACAUUGAGAAAUUAUGAUGUACUUGAAUAUGUUAUUGAAUGAGUAUAUAUGAGUGAUGUGCAGAGUUACUAUAUUAAACCAUUUUUCAUGACA
Molecule: messenger RNA, 2898 nt
Organism: Silurus meridionalis
Lineage: Eukaryota; Metazoa; Chordata; Actinopteri; Siluriformes; Siluridae
Gene: micu1
Product: mitochondrial calcium uptake 1
Exons: 14
Coding region: 208-1686 (492 amino acids)
Biological process (GO): mitochondrial calcium ion homeostasis; calcium import into the mitochondrion
Cellular component (GO): uniplex complex
Molecular function (GO): calcium ion binding
Source: RefSeq, a predicted model, not a curated record